This is a messenger RNA of Coniophora puteana RWD-64-598 SS2, 1409 nucleotides long. RefSeq lists its product as uncharacterized. The transcript has 3 exons. Lineage: Eukaryota; Fungi; Basidiomycota; Agaricomycetes; Boletales; Coniophoraceae. The coding region runs from base 80 to 1354 and encodes 424 amino acids. The record is from RefSeq and is a predicted model, not a curated record.
GCAAGAUGUCUCCAAACACCGUCGUAUCGAUCCCAAUGCAGAGGUCGAUGAUGACGAUGAAGAAAACGAAGUUCGUAGCAUGAUUGUCGAUGAUGUUCCGCAAGCCACGUACGCCGCUCGCAAGCGUGCAGCGGAGCUUCACCGCAAAGAGGUCCACAAACGGCGCGAGCAGCGUUGGCAGGAAAACAAGCAAUUCCAACAGAGGUAUGCUAGUGCGGAAGAAAGUCAAAGGAGUCCUGCUUUAGCCGAUGCCUCAAUGAUUGACUUGACCGACGAGAGCCAACCCUCGGGUUCUCAGGAUACGAAGCGCAAAGGUGUCCCAGAUGACGGGCCGGAUAUGCCUCCGACCCCGACUACAGACUAUCCGAGAACCUAUGCUCCUGGCCGAAAGGGCAAGCGGACUCGUACUGUUUCCCCCCAAAGCAUCAGACAGCAGUGGGAUGAAAAGAGGGCAGGCUUCCAAAGCCGUAAGCGUACAAAAGUGCGGGGUAUCAACGAAGAUCAUCACCACGCUCAUCACUAUGGUCUCUGGGAAGAAUUGCGAGAGCAAUAUGGCACAAAACAACAGCGUCGGCCUGGGCGCACGCGGGCUACAACGGAGGAUCCGUGGUCGGCGGGCCAAUCCCAAGAUGGCCAAAACACUCAAUCGUCCAGCGACACGCAGGUGGAAGACCCAGAACGAGAAGCGCACAUCUCAGAAUCUAUACGCAAAAUGAGCGAACUCAAUGAAGACCGACCUCUUUGGGAAGAGGAAAGGCAAAAACGGGAGACUCGGGAGCGAGCUGAGGAACUGACCAGGAGAGCCAAGGCAGAAGAACGCAAGAAGGCGGAAGUGCAGCGCGAGCGAGAGGUCCAGCUAGAUCAGGAGGCCGAAGAAAGGCGCAGAGCAGAAGAAGAAGACAAAAAGAAGGCGGAGAAGUCGGAGCAGCAACGUGCAGCCCGCAAGCAGAGGCGGGAACGCUGGAACUCGGGUGUCUGGACAAUACAGCGCGCUCUGGAGCGGUACAAGAUCAUGGGCGAGGAGUUCGACAGUGAAACAUUCGGGCCGGACUCACCAGUGACAUUCUAUGAUAUACCCUGGCCCGUUCUCUACGCCCCAAACAGGUUCACCGUGGAGGAUAUCGACUGGAGCGCUAUAGAGAAGUUCUUUGAGUCUGUGCGUGGCCAUAUGCGCCCCCAGGACUUCAAAGAGUUUGUGGAGAGGAGCCACAGGCGGUUCCAUCCGGACCGUUGGUCAGCACGCAAGCUCUGGUCGGCUGUGAUGGACGAGGAAGAGAGCAAUUAUAUCGAGGUUGCGGGGAAGGCAGCCUCACAGGCAAUCACCCCGUUGUGGAGGGACCUCAAGCGCAGAUAACUGGUUAUUGAUCUAUUGUUAUCGUUGUAUUGUUACUAGCUAAUGUUUGUCAAUC